Molecule: messenger RNA, 1128 nt
Organism: Durusdinium trenchii
Lineage: Eukaryota; Dinophyceae; Suessiales; Symbiodiniaceae
Source: the annotation of a GenBank genome assembly
AUGCAACGCUUUGAAGAGCUGCAGCCACAAAUUGCACAGCUCCCACCGACCGAGCUGCAAGAAAUUGCGACUCCUGCGCAGAAGCUCCAUGAGCGUUUUGAGAACAUGCAGAAGAAGCUAGUUGCCAAUGGCAAUGCCAACGCAAACCCAGAGUUGGAAGAGGAAGCCAUUACCUUCCACAGAGACUUGGCCGUCUUUGUCAAUGGGGUUGCCAAAAGGUUUGGCAUCACAGGCCCCAGAGGGCUGCCUGGAGCACCUGGAGCAGGGUCGUUUGCUCCAGUGUCGCUCGGCAGCCUGCCUCGGAAGUCUCAAGGUGCAGGUGUAGCCGGUGGAACCGGUCCAGCCUCACCUGCGACUGAACAGCGAUUGCAGGCUGCAAUGCAGGCCAUUCAGUCGGGGAUGCAACGCUUCGAGGCCUUGCACUCGAAGCUCCCGAAUUUGCCGCCUCAGGUUUUCAACCCUCUAGCCGAUCAAGCACAAAAGCUGCAUGAAGAAUUCCUUCGUUUGCAGCAGAAAGGGAUGCAGCUCACUAGUGGCCAGUUGAUGCUGGAGGCGGAUGCUGCACCCUAUGCCGAUGAGCUGGAAUCGUAUGUGUCAAGGCAGUUGACCUUCGUGGGUGAUGCCGAGUAUCAAGUUAAGCAGGCUGCAGGUGGCCUGGGAGGCUAUCAAGGGAUGCUGGGUAGUCGGUUGCCCACUGGCACCACUGGCCCCUCAGUCCCACCGCAGCCAAUGCCGCCCUUGGGAUCGUUCGGAGCAGCUGCGCCUGUCCGUGGACAGGCCGCAUGGUGUGUGUCGGCUCUUCCAAAUCAGAUGCCUGGCCCUGUUUUUGAGGUGACACCAGACACUGAUCGACGGCUGUCCGCUGUGAUUGACAAGGAACGCUACGUCGAGCAGGCGAAGCAGGCGCUGAAGGCUGCCCCACAAGGCCUCAGUUCAGAUUGGGGUCACCAGGGUCGUCUCACCGUCUUGGGGCUUGAAUUUCACAAAACGGGCCGGAGUGUUCAAGUGAUCAUGGCCUUUACAAGAGGACUCCUAGGCUUCCGAGUCCUUUGUCCCAAGUCUUCUUGCAAGUUUGCAAGGUCAAGUUGGCCAAAGUGGCCAAGGUGGUCUUGGCAGUGCGAGGCUUGA